AUGGUAGAUUGGAUUUUCCUCGUGGAUGCGCAGGAUCUUCGUGGAGCCGAGUGUCUGGGAUUGUCCCAGCUCCCGGGCCGUUCUGGGUCCAAUCGUGUCUUGGCGGAGGAGUGUGUGCGCGUUGCCACUUUAAAAAUGAAAACAUUCCUCAACCUCCACCGUACGGACAGCACCGCCGGCCCCGAGAUUCCCCUGACGCCACUGUCGUCCGUGCCGAGUUCCGCCCGAGACCAUGGCGAGGCGCCGCCGCCACAAUCCGCAAUUCCGGCCUCGCGUUCCGCCGCCGCGGGCCGACGGUCGCAUCAAGAUCGAGACGGACGAGAUGCAGAGGUGACGGAGACCGCGACAAGGACGACGAGAACAACGGCGGAUCCCCGAGGAACACGCGGCGCCGGAUGGGAGGAUGAACGGCACCGGGGGCGGCGGAGGCGACACGACGCGUACCGGGGCGGAGACGAGGAGGAGGAAGACGACGACGACGACGAAAACGAUGCGAGAUACCCGCGCCAGAGAUUGGUUUGUGGGUUUUGCGCGCCUCCGACUUUUACGCUGCUCGUUGCGGCGUUUGCGAUGGCGUUGCCGUAUUGUGGAGCGAUUGCUAUCGCGGGGUUGGCGGUUCACCCUGUCCCUUCGGAUUCCUUGCUCAAUAGCUCCGCCUUCAUCGUGCUCCUCACCAUCGCAGCCGAAAUCAUCUUAUCCAUCCCCGUCCUGCUCCUCCUCGCCCGCUCGCCGUGGACCAAGUCCCACGCCCUAGAGUGGAUCCUCGGCUGGAUGGGCGUCAUCUCCACGAGCGCGCUAGCGUCCGGCGUCUACGUCUUGCUCAACAUACAGAUGCUGCGAAGCUUUGCGUCUUGCCGGGAAGUCGUGGGAAACGCUGAGGACGGCGACGAGGGCGACCGGCCGGAAGACUGCGGGGACGUCAAGGGCGAGGGCGGACUCAAGGUGCUGGAAGCCAUGGCGGGGCUGAGGGUGCUUAUCAUGAUUACGUAUGCCAUGAAUCUGCUUUGGUUCUGGGCGUGGAAAGUAAGCGUACGGCAGUAUAUAUGA
Molecule: messenger RNA, 1047 nt
Organism: Parascedosporium putredinis
Lineage: Eukaryota; Fungi; Ascomycota; Sordariomycetes; Microascales; Microascaceae
Source: the annotation of a GenBank genome assembly